Messenger RNA from Cynocephalus volans (Philippine flying lemur), 3561 nucleotides. RefSeq names its product N-acetyllactosaminide beta-1,6-N-acetylglucosaminyl-transferase-like. Gene Ontology annotation, molecular function: acetylglucosaminyltransferase activity. The coding region runs from base 265 to 1470 and encodes 401 amino acids. Gene Ontology annotation, biological process: transforming growth factor beta receptor signaling pathway. Lineage: Eukaryota; Metazoa; Chordata; Mammalia; Dermoptera; Cynocephalidae. The record is from RefSeq and is a predicted model, not a curated record. The transcript has 3 exons. Gene Ontology annotation, cellular component: membrane.
UUCAGCACCAGGCACCGCAGACCAGAGGGGUUUAAGAAGGCAUCGCACCUCCAGCCAACCCCACGGAGCAUGAUGGACGAGACACCGAACUACAGGGUGCGUGAGGAUUAAAGCACUCGGGAAAAACAAGCCAGCCCUCUGGAGAAGCUGUUGAAAUCCAAGACUGGCAAGAGCAGCCAAUCCCAUCUCUCAUACUUGUGGUUUCAGAAACCUAUCACUUCUCCAUCUCUGAGGAGAGGUUCCUUCCUCGGGAAAGUGAAAAUAAUGGACUUUUGGAGGCAUUACUUUUUAACUUUCACUAUGCUCAGUGUGGUUAUUUAUGUGAUACUCUACCAUAGCCAACUGAGACCAACAAAACGUUCCGAGAAGCUAAACAGUUCCAGUGAACAGUAUUUUACAAUAGAUGCCUGCAAUUAUGCCUUAGAAGAGAAAUUGGUCUUUUUGUGGAGAAAGACAUCAUUGCCUUUGGGAAGUGUCCCUUGCAAGGACUACCUGACCCAGAAUCACUACAUCACAAGCCCCCUGUCAGAAGAAGAAGCUGAGUUCCCUCUGGCAUAUGUCAUGGUCAUCCAUAAGGACUUUGAUACUUUCUCAAGGCUCUUUAGGGCAGUCUACAUGCCCCAAAAUGUCUACUGUGUUCAUGUGGAUGAGAAAGCCACAGCUGAGUUUAAGAAAUCUGUGCAGCAGUUACUGAGUUGCUUUGAAAAUGCUUUUCUGGCUUCUAAGAUGGAGCCAGUUGUCUACGGUGGGAUUUCCAGGCUCCAGGCUGACCUGAACUGCCUCAAAGACCUUGUGGCCUCCAAGGUUCCGUGGAAGUACAUCGUCAACACGUGUGGCCAGGAUUUCCCCCUGAAAACCAACAAAGAAAUAGUUCAGCAUCUGAAAAGAUUUAAAGGGAAAAAUAUUACCCCAGGGGUACUGCCCCCAGCUCAUGCAAUUGGACGGACUAAAUACGUCCACCGAGAGCACAUAGGCAAAGAGGGCUCUUUUGUGAAAACUACUAAUAUUCUGAAAACCUCACCUCCACAUCAGCUGACCAUCUACUUUGGCACUGCCUAUGUGGCCCUCACCAGAGAGUUUGUCAACUUUGUCCUCUCUGACAAAAAGGCUAUUGAUCUACUACAAUGGUCAAAAGAUACCUACAGUCCCGAUGAACAUUUCUGGGUAACACUCAAUAGGAUUCCAGGUGUCCCUGGCUCUAUGCCAAAUGCAUCCUGGGCCGGUAACCUCAGAGCUAUAAAGUGGAUUGACAUGGAGGAUAAACACGGAGGCUGCCAUGGCCACUAUGUACAUGGCAUUUGUAUCUAUGGAAAUGGAGAUUUGAAGUGGCUGAUUAAUUCACCAAGCCUGUUUGCUAACAAGUUUGAGCUUAAUACGUAUCCUCUUACUGUGGAAUGCCUAGAGCUGAGGCUUCGAGAAAGAACCCUCAAUCAGAGUGAAACUGCGAUACAACCCAGCUGGUAUUUUUGAUCUCCAGCAACAGGCGACUGAAGGGAAAUUGCGAUGGGGAAGAGCCUUUCUUUGUGAGACUUUUGCCUUGGUUCGGUUAACAGUUUCAGGACCACAGUAAUGGCCUCAGGACCUGGCUACCUACUUAAACUAUCCACUGGACACUGUGAAGUACGCUCAAAGGAUAGCCAGGUGGAGUGAUCCUGGCACUUCGGCCAGUCUGGCAGGUAUUGGUGCCCCCUUCUAUGUGAGGUGACUGUUAUGAUCAACGAUAAAUUUAAAUGUCGUUAGAGCUUUGCACCAGACACACAUCAUAUAUAAAAUGUUCUAAUAAAAAGGAGAAUCGUAGAUAAUACUAUUUAGGAAAAUAAGAAUUAGGGUUCUUUAAAGAAAAAAUCUUUUAUAACACUAAUAAGCAGCACUCUUUGCUCAACCAAACAUAGAUAUAGAAACAGCUUUCUGGGUAACACCAAUUUGCUUUAAAAUGUAAAUUACUAGAAUUGAGAAUAGAUCUUUUUCCUGAAUUCCAACACUAGCACUUCCAGUUUAACCAAGUCGAAGGUUCUGUAUAUGGUAUAGAGGCGUUAACAAGAGACAGGAUGUGCUUUAAGACGGAAGUCACUGUCUGCUGCUCCAGGAAAAGAACCUGGGGGAAACAGAGUACGUCUCUAUUAUACCCUGGAGUGUGCUCUGAUUCCUCUUCCAUGUUUUCCAUUAAAAACACUGAAAAGUCCUUGCAAGAAUGAAGAUAUGCCUACAUGAGUGGUGCUAUGGAACCUAGUCUCAAGUCUGGAACAACUCAGAAUGAAUCACUGUCCUCUUCUGUGACCUCCCCCCCCCCCAUAUUAUCUCACUUGCAAAACAGAGACCAAAUUCUAUCCUGCGAGGCUUUGAACUACACCCUAGUGUUCUCUGAGUAGCUUUACAAUGCCUGGUGCUGAUAGGAGUGCCUCAAUUUUUAAGAGCUUUCAGCCUUGGGUGAGCAUCUCUCUCAUUUAUUCCUCACUCAUUCAUUGAGCCUGCAUUCAGUAAAUAUUGUUCAGGUGCCUAUUGUGCCUCAGACAUGUGCUGAUACAAGAAGGAAAAAUAAGAAGUGUUUUCACCCUAAAAAUCAUGGGAAUAGUGUCAACAUUGGAAAGGCUGCUCUGGAGAAUCUGGAUGGUUGUAUUUAACACAUUCAUAUGGAGGGUUGUAUGUAUGUUGUGAUAUUCAGCCAAGGGGAUCACUGAUAACCAAUUGAGGAUUACAUUGGAGAUUAUUCAGAAGAGCGGGGGGCAGGAGGAGACAGAAGCUAAAGCCUGUUGUGUUCUACACACUCUGCUAACUCCUUUGUACGUCUCAUUUCAUUCAAACCUCCAAACACUCUUGUGAGGUUUGCAUGAUUACCCCCAUUUUGCAGAUGAAGUAACUGAGGCGUAGAGAGGUUAAUCAGCCUUAGGAAACCAAUUCUCUGAGAACUGGGAUUUUCUUACUGGCCUCAGUUCAUUUCCUGAGUUAGAUAUUUAAUACAUGUUUAGUAUGCCAGAGAAGAUAGGUUUUAAAAUGGUCUCAGUGUUAAUAUUGAGAAAAAGUUCUGUUACAUCAGAAAAAUGUGAAGUCUGCUUUAAUAUUCCUAUAAUCCAUUGAGUUUCUAAAAUAUUUAUUUAUUCUAAUGAAAAACGAUUACUACAACUGAUGAUACAUUUAAUUAACAUAAUUUUUUUUCCUGUAACUGUACUUGUUGAAUGUUAAUCAUAUUUAAAGGGAAUGACUUUGAAGUAGAACUUUCUUUUUUCCUGCUACUGAAAAAUCGAAUGGAAUUGUAUCGUAUGGCAAAGUGUUGAGGGAUGGGGAACACACCCAGGGUCAGCGGCGAAGUUUAAAAUUGUCUCUGUUCAAUUUAUUAUCUAAAUGAUAGCAUCCGAGAAGAAAAAAACGUUUCACACUGGAUCUUUCUUCACGUAGAACAAGAAAUCUUUCUGGAAUAGAAGAUGUUUACAUGUCUGUUGCUAGUCAUCUCUCCUAUGUCUGAAUAAUUUAAUAUUGGAAGAGCCUAGUGUUUGGGCUAGUGGAUUUCUGCUAGCCCACAGGGAUACCCUGAAACUACUGUAUCUGUCUUUGUUUCCAAUGAUG